AUCACACUGGACUUUCAAUUAUUAAUUCGUGAUGCUGAUUGUUGGUGUAAAAGUGUUAUCCGCAAAAGUGCUCGAAUUGCGGACCCACGUUCUCUGGAUGUACCUUUGAAGUUGAAACUUGGAGACGAAGGAAUUUAAACAAGAUGCUGAAGUGGACGGUAUCGAGAUCCUUGUCUACUGCCAGUUCUACCCCCCAUGGACCACCUACGCUCAACAAGACGGGCCGCCGACCCUUCCGUGAUCUUUCGAAUACCCCGCCCGCGUCUGGCUCGAAAUCCAAAACGCAACUUCCAAGCACGACAAAUUCAUCUGUAGGACUAAAACCUACACCUGGCCGCCGGAGAAGAUGUAGAAGUCAUGGCAGUGACUUGAGGGGAUACUUCCAGGAUUUGCAGAAUUCUUCGGAGGCGACUGAAAGUUUUUACCAGGGAACACCUCGAGUCGAUGCAGAUAUUCCACUCAACCUAUUCCCUAGUAAAUCUCUCAAGAGCCAGACAGCUUUAACUUUACCUGAGGAUCCACCAUCACCAAUGAGGACAAGUACAAGAAACUUCUCGAGUGGCAAUGAACUGCCUCAGAACAUCGUUAACGCAGCACGUGCCAAUCGGCAGUCCCAUGUGUCAGACUUUUUCCAGAAGAUAGCUAUGGCAGCUAGUCCUGAAGACAUCAUGGAAGCAGAUUCAGUUCCUUUGACUAAGAGAAGAAUCUUCUCCCAGAAUUAUGAAAAUACCAAAUCUAUUUCAUCAGAAUUUGCGAAAGUCUCCUGCAUUCCAAAGCUGGCCAGGAUCACAAAACUUCAUUCUAGGUGUAGAACUCCUUACCAUACGAAGACUUCCCAACGGAAGAGUCCUUUUAAAAUUAAAGGUAGCCAGCAAACUCCUCUUGCUGGGAAGCUGUCGGAUCUCAAACUUGAUCAAGACCUGCUAAAGUUUGAGAACGUGGAUAAUACAAUUACAGAAGUUAUUAAUAGAGAGCAAAAGACGCACUACGGAGGCAAAACGGUGGCUGAAAUUCUUCUGAAGGAUUCCAACGAGAGAACAAAAAUUCUCAAAGCAACAACAAAAUCUGAUACAAUCGAAAAUCAAGUACCACCAGAGCACAUUUACGAGACGAUUCCUGAAAAAGAGGAAACAAUCCCAACUAAAGACAUAGAAAUUCCUGAAUCUCACAAUGACAGUUCAGUUUCUUCGGCAAGUCAGUUAUUAGAAAACCCUUCGCCAAUGUCCUGGGCUUUUCAAUCGCCUUCGAAGGACUUUGAGGGCGAAUUCACUCUAAGAAGGCAGCGAGGAAUUCGCAGAAAACGGACGCAAAAGGAAGUAGACCCUGAAAAAAAUUCUGCAAGCAAACGCGCCAAGAAAAGAUCCUUGAGCCUCAGUCCUUCUAGCAUGAUGCAAGUAAGCGAGGUCGAGGUUCAAGAACCCUUUAUGGAGGCUGUGAACCGGGACGUAAAGAGAUGUCCUCUCGAGACGGAUUUGGAUUCUACUUUGGAUGAUAAACUCGCUGGAGGAUCGACGACGACCUUCUGUGUUGAUGUUCAAAGUCAGAUUUUGGAAGACUCGAGAAGGAAGGCCAGUUUUUGGGAUCUAGAGAGUCCCAAGUCAUCUUUACUCGAAGACAUUCAUAGUUCUAAGUCAUUUUAUAAUAAUACUUCGGAGACGCCUCUCGUGGCGACAGUCAGGAGAUGCUUGAAGUACAGUCCAGAAAACGAAGCUCCGAAGUCUAACUGCAGGACGUCGAUUGAGAUUGAAUACUCCGUCCAGGGUGAUCAAAUUAAUGUUCGAGUGAUACGGUGUAAGGAUCUCAGGAGGACUUACGAGGGUCCCAUAUACGCUUACGUGAAAGCGACCUUAAAAAAUUCAAACGGCGUGGGUUUAGUGCAUAAAAGAACUGCAGUUCACAGGGCAACACCGAAUCCAGUUUUUAACGAAACUUUGGUUCUGCCUUGUCCAGUUAUCAAUAACAACUGUUCGAGCCAGACUACCUCUUUGGAUAUUGCCGUCUGGCACAGGGAUCGACGAGCAAGACGCAGCGAGCUGCUGGGCUGCAUGACUCUACCCCUGCCCCUGUCCCAGGACAAGGAAGCCACAUGGCACCCUCUGGAAGCAGGUUCGGGCAGAAAUAUCAGUACCCCAUAUUCAGGGGUAACGCAAGAGUGUGGAGUGUCACCACCUCUAUCAAAGGACGGCGAGUCAGAUAACAAUAAUUCAAGGGGAGAGGAUCUCUCAUACCUUAGACACUUGGAACUUGAGCCUGUUGAUCCCGUCACAGGUCUUCCACUUCAUCCUGGUUUUACUGCUAGAGGUGGUAGAACGCCUUGCACUACUACUAGGAGAUUAACAAGAUCGAGUGUAGGAAAUCCGGCGCCAUGGGGAUUCUCUUUAUCCUGGGGCAGACCGCCUCGAGUGGAGCGAGUGGACACUGCAAGUCCGGCAGAACGGGCAGGUCUCAGGCCAGGAGACCACGUGGUCUUCGUAGAGUCAACCAACGUGGUGACACGAUCCCGAGAAGAAAUCCUGAACUUGAUCCAGACGGCAACACAUCAGUUAAUCCUAGAAGUCUACCGAAAGGGUGGUGUUCGACCUACAUUAAAUAGACCCAGUUCGGUGACAAUUCAGGCCCCGAGCAGUCAGCAUCACUCUGUCACCUUUACGGCCGAGGUGUUUCCGAGCGUUGCAGCGGACGCAUCGCCGGAGGAAGAGUUAAAGUCAAGAGAAUCACGUUAUCAUGCCUCUUUGAAGAGCGGCCACACACGAUUUCACACCCCGCUAACUGAGCAUAGGGAUGUUUUGUCAGUGGCAGAUCAUAUGAUUCUUUUUCAAAACUUCGAAGAGUUGCUCAAAAUCUCGGAAGAAAUCAAGGAUGACGGUGCACGUGUUGAGAGUUACUUGUGCAGGGUGCCACGGAUAACCGCAGCUUAUAGGAGAUACCUCAGUGGACUUCAGAGGGCCUGUUGUCUUUUAGUCACCCUCAGAAGAAAUACAGCCUUUGCAAAAUUAGUUUGUGAGCCUGCUGUUCCCAAAAAAAGAAAACCUGACCUCACUGGUGUCUUAUUACUUCCUCUAGAACAUUACAGGGAAAUGACCAGAUUACUAGGACUUUCAUGUCCAAGAAAUUGUCAGCAGGUGAGGGAUUUAUCACAGGGUUAUAGAGAAGCUACAGCAAAUGCAGGUGUCAUGGAACCUCCGCGUGACACUGGAAAACCUUUGCUGAGUUUGCAGGAAGUUGAAUCACGUCUAGUUUUCGCAAGAUGCAAGCCUUUUAUCCUCGCCAUGCCAGGAAGGCAAUGGAUUUUUGGCGGGGCCCUCGCAAAAGUAGAGGGUCGAUCCUCCUUGCAGCCGUCCUGGGCCCUUCUUUUAACGGACCUACUCGUAUUCGCUCGAAUUUCAAGAGAUCGAGUCCUCUUCGUCACGGAGGAACCACUCCGCCUAUCCAGCAUCGCUGAAGCUUGCUUCAAUGUCAGAAAGAGGCCAACAGAAUUUAGAUUGCAAAUAGCAAUUUCUCCUAAUGGUGCCAACGAGAAUGGACACGUAGAGGUGGUCCAUACUGGUGGUUGCAGUCCUCAUAGCCGCCCUAGAAGAAAAGUUCUGAUCCUAAGGGCUCCCACGGCAGAAUUAAAAGCUGUUUGGCACAAUCUACUUCAGAGACAGAUAAUCUAUGUCAACACAGGUUGUGGAGAUACCUCAACUCCAGAAAGCCCAGAGGAAAAUCUCAAUGUCAACAACGGCUUUAAUAGCAUGAGAGACAAUGCUACCAGCCCUGAGAAUGAUCACACUCAGCAGCAGGAAGAAUACAAAGAACAGUUCGAUGACAGUAUAGACAUCAUCAAAGACUCGAAUAAUCUUGCUCAGUGGGUUCAAAAUUCUCAUCAAAUACCUCCUCCGGAUCAUGAAAUUUCCCUCGAAGAAUGGACCGUAGAAGAAUUGGCUGCCAGAACUCCAAGGGAGAAUAUUGAAAGGACGAUAUCAGAAUAUAUCACGGAAGAAAACACUGCUGUCAAUUCUGAUGUUGAGCAGCAAAGUACGGCAUCCAGUGCUAGUUUGAGUACUGUCAAGUCUAAUACGAUGACCAAGAAGAAUGGAACACACACAUCAAUUAGAGAAACUUCUAUUAACAUAUGUCGAAAAUGCCACAGAUCUGGUUGUCCAACAACGCCUUUACCACGGGACCCUUUUUCGCCUAUUCCUCCGAAAAUUUCUAUUUUGCCACCGACUCCUGAUCUCUGCACCAGACAUAAGGCCGGAAAUGGUUUAACCGAUAGCCCUGGACGAAACAGUCCAGCUUGUGCAUCCGCUGAUGGAAACACUGAGGAUGGAAGUGAAGACGACCUGGAUGGUGAUGGAGAACCUCCUUACAGAGCCUUGAGGAGGUACGGGACACUGAGUAGCCUCGACCAGGAUGAUGAAAUCGAGGAUCAAAUUGAAGAAGAGACUCAAGAUUUAGAAUCUCCUCCUUCAGGAUUGAAAGCCUGGACGAUGAGGGCUAGUAGCUACGUUGUUAGCAAGAUGUCUCUUCUGGAACAUUUCGGUGAAGGUGUUGGUGGAUAUCUUCAGCAGCCUCCAAUUCCACCAGAACGAACCGAAUACUCCUUGGAAACAAACGAUGAGGAAUGCACCACUUCUGGUGGCACUUCCGGUGACGAUAUUUGGGGUACUCCAACUUCUGGUGGUCCAGACGAUGAAAGUUUUGCUGCUAGUCCGCCGCCAACCAACGGUACUGGCAAUCCAGGUCUCUUCGGUGAGGAUAGUUUCGGUCUGAAGAACGAAGAUCCGGACGCCGAUUCGGACAACGAAGAGUGCGACAUUCCAGAGUUAAACAUGGACCAGCUCUUGGGAAGCACCAGCAUGGGUUCCCUCAAGAAUUUUCUCGGUAGGAGGAGACUGGAGCCUCUCCCCGAAGAAGAGGAUUCAUCUGGGAGCGGGAAAAACCAGGUCGGGUGGUGGUGACAGCGAUUUCAAACUGCGAC
Molecule: messenger RNA, 4963 nt
Organism: Belonocnema kinseyi
Lineage: Eukaryota; Metazoa; Arthropoda; Insecta; Hymenoptera; Cynipidae
Gene: PsGEF
Exons: 16
Coding region: 144-4943 (1599 amino acids)
Biological process (GO): signal transduction
Cellular component (GO): plasma membrane; nucleus
Molecular function (GO): protein binding
Source: RefSeq, a predicted model, not a curated record